Molecule: messenger RNA, 3159 nt
Organism: Closterium sp. Naga37s-1
Lineage: Eukaryota; Viridiplantae; Streptophyta; Zygnematophyceae; Desmidiales; Closteriaceae
Source: the annotation of a GenBank genome assembly
AUGCCCCAUGCCGCACUAACCUUGCUCCCCCGACAGGGCCAUGCAUGGGCGUGGGCGGUGACAGACGCCAUACCAGAUCUCGACCGCGAGUUUGCCGUGAUCGAGCCUGACAUGGCCAUGACCUUCCCCUUCCAGCUCGACACUUUUCAGAAGGAGGUGGGUGGGGCAUACUCUCGCCUUGGCCGCUCUCCCCCCUCUCAAAUGGUCCCCCCUCUCCAUGUCCACCUCUCUCACCCUCCAACUCCCGGGGCGCUCGUGCCCUCCAUCCCAUUCAUCCCACCCGGCCACUGCCAGGCCAUAAUCCAUCUGGAGCGCCACGAGUCGGUCUUUGUGGCGGCGCACACGUCAGCGGGCAAGACAGUCGUGGCUGAAUACGCCUUCGCCCUCGCUGCCAAGCACUGCACCAGAGCGGUCUACACAUCACCCAUAAAGGCCAUCAGCAAUCAGAAGUUCCGCGACUUCAGCAAGCGCUUCGACGUGGGGCUGCUGACGGGCGACCUCAGUGUGCGCCCCGAGGCGGCGUGCCUCAUCAUGACCACUGAGAUCCUGCGCUCCAUGCUGUACCGCGCUGCUGACAUCAUCAAAGAUAUCGAAUGGGUGGUGUUUGACGAGGUGCACUAUGUGAACGACAUGGAGCGCGGGGUGGUGUGGGAGGAGGUGAUCAUCAUGCUGCCGCCCCACGUGGGCCUCAUCAUGCUCUCCGCCACUGUGCCCAACACCACGGAGUUUGCGGAUUGGAUCGGCAGAACCAAACGGAAGAAGAUAUUCGUUACAGGCACCACGCGGCGUCCAGUGCCCUUGGAGCACAACAUCUACUACGGCGGUCGUCUGCACCGCAUCUUUGACCGCGGGGACAUCGACAGCACUGCUCUGCGCGCCGUGCACGCCGCACACAAGGCCAAGCACGCUCCUCCCGCGCAGCAGGCUGGGGGAGCGGGGCGAGGGGGCGCGGGGAGAGGAGGGGGAGCAGGCGGGCAGGGGGGGCAGCAGGGGAGAGGCGGGCAGGUGGUGGUGGUGGUGUUCUGCUUCUCCAAACGGCGCUGUGACGAGUCAGCAGACAGCCUGACCUCAGUGGACCUCACCUCCAAGAGCGACAAGAGCGCCAUCGUCAUGUUCUGCAACUCUGCAUUCGCACGCCUUAAGGGCAGUGAUAGGCAUUUGCCACAGGUGGAGCGCAUAUCGGAGCUGCUGCGGAGGGGCAUCGGGGUGCACCAUGCAGGGCUGCUGCCCAUCGUGAAGGAGGUGGUGGAGAUGCUCUUCUGCUCUGGGCUCAUUCGAGUGCUCUUCUCCACCGAGACUUUCGCCAUGGGAGUCAAUGCUCCUGCUCGCACUGUGGCCUUUCAUGCGCUCAAGAAGCAUGACGGCCGUUCCUUCCGCAUGCUGCUGCCGGGGGAAUACACACAGAUGGCAGGCAGGGCAGGCAGGCGAGGGCUUGACAAGUUCGGCACGGUGAUCAUCUGCUGCUGGGAGGGCGAGGAGGUGCCCAGCGAGGUGGACCUUCGGCGGGUGCUGACUGGCAAGGCCACGAAGCUGGAAUCGCAGUUCCGCCUCUCUUACGCCAUGAUCCUCAACCUGCUAAGGGUGGAGGACCUCACUGUGGAGGACAUGUUGAAGCGCAGCUUUGCGGAGGCACAUGCGCAGCGCCUGCUACCCCAGCAGCAGAAGAUGCUGCAGGCGGGCGAGCACGCCCUCGCCCAGCUCGCCAACGCCCAGCCCAUCAGCUGCAUCCUGGGCGACCCGUCGCUCAUAGAGCAGUACUAUGACGUGGCAAGUGAGGCACGUGAGCUGGAUGCGGCCCUGCAUGACGUGGUCAUGAGGUUGCGACAGGCCUCUCAGCUGCUGACACCUGGCAGGGUCGUACUGGUGCAGGCGGCUGAGACUGCAUCGCCCCACGUGGCAGCGCUGCUGAAGGGCCCAUUCGGCCCCACGCCAGCCAAGCACUCCUUUCUCGUGCUCUCCCUGCCGCGCUCGUCUGCUGCACAUGCACCGGGGGAGAGCGGAGAGAGCGGCAACGGACGCGGCGAGGGCUCUGGGAAUGGACAGGAGGGGCGCGAGGAGGAGGGUAGGGAGGAGGAGACGAGGGUGGGUCGAUCGUUUAACCAGGUCACAGUCCUAGGCACGGGUCCCAACGGGCCUAUAGUCGUCAACAUGCGGUUACCACAUCGCGGCACUGUAGCGGGCACGUGUUACACGGUGGAGCAGAUCCCUGCCGCCCAGCUCGUGGGGGUGUGCCGAGCCAAAGUUGCUCUGGAUGUGCCGAGCCUGCUGGAGGAGGUUCGGGUGCCGGCAUAUGCUGCAGCGGUGCAUGCGCUGGUUCAGGUUCGGGAGGAGUGUGCUCCUGCCGAUCCUCCCCUCAUCGACCCCAUCAAAGACCUCAAGAUCGCUGACUCAGCAACGGCAGCCAUGCACAAGCGCCAGCUGGCGCUGCGGGAGUUGCUGCCGCGCAGCCCGUGCCACGCGUGCCACCGAUUGGACGAGCACUACGCUGCUGUUUCCUCCCGCCGCCAGCUGUCGCACCAGGUGGAGCAGCUCAAGGCGAUGACGAGUGACCAGGCACUGCAGCAGCUGCCAGACUUUCACCUGCGAGUGGAGGUGCUCCAGACCCUGGCCUUCAUAGACGCGGACCGCAUAGUGCAGCUGAAGGGGCGGGUGGCGUGUGAGAUGAACAGCGCUGACGAGCUGCUCGCCACUGAGUGCCUGCUCAACCACCACCUCGCCGCCCUCUCGCCGCCCGCUGCCGUUGCGCUGCUCUCGGCGUUUGUCUUCCAGCAAAAGGACGCGUCGUCGCCCCAGCUCACUGCGGAGCUGGCCCAUGCGAGGAACAAGCUGCUGGACCUGGCAUACUUCCUGGGCGACCUGCAGAGGCGAGUGGGGCUGCCCACGUCAGCGGAGGAGUACGCAGCAGCCACACUCAACUUUGGGCUCAUGGAGGUGGUCUAUGAGUGGGCUCUGGGCACGCCCUUUGCUGACAUCUGUCCGCUGACCAACGUGGCCGAGGGAACCAUUGUGCGCACCAUUCUUCGGCUCGAUGAGACAUGUCGUGAGUUCCGCAGUGCCGCUAGGCUGCUGGGGAAUGCGGAGCUCAUGGCGACCAUGGAGGCGGGGUCUGCUGCCAUCAAGAGAGACAUUGUAUUUGCUGCCUCACUUUAUGUCUCAUGA